This is a messenger RNA of Oncorhynchus nerka (sockeye salmon), 3612 nucleotides long. Its product is annotated as rho GTPase-activating protein SYDE2-like. Gene Ontology annotation, molecular function: GTPase activator activity. Gene Ontology annotation, cellular component: synaptic membrane. NCBI's taxonomy places the organism in Eukaryota, Metazoa, Chordata, Actinopteri, Salmoniformes, Salmonidae. The record is from RefSeq and is a predicted model, not a curated record. Gene Ontology annotation, biological process: signal transduction; regulation of Ras protein signal transduction; cell migration.
GCACAGAGAUGAGGGGAGACAGAUAGCGGAGUGCGGAGGGAGUGAAAAGCGAGAGGUGCAAGGGAGCUAACAAGCUAACUAGCUAUAGACAGUGAAGGGGGCAUAUUAGGAUGUGACAGUGGAGAAUGGAGAGGACUCCGUACGCUCGGCGAGUUUUGUCCACAGAAAGGGUACUCAAACUCGGUCUCUACCGACCAGGGGGCGUGUGCUGAAACGGGAGAAACACCGGGUGGAAAGUAAGGAAUGGCUGAUCCUCUGCGGAGGACUUUACUAGCAAAACUUCGGGGGAAGAAAUCCAAGAAUGGGACACCGGUUGGUGGAUACGGAGCUGCAGCUAAUGGGGGCAGAGAAGCUCUGAUAGAAAAUGACCACUCCUCCUUCUCCAACGCCCUUGAUGUGGGCGGGGGCAAGGCUGUCGAGACGUCGCUAUGGAGACCCCCGCUCAACACCAUCACCGUCUCCAAGAAACGUAACUGGCUCCAGCAGAGCUCUGGGAGGCCGUGUCACGCCACGGACGAACCCCAGUACCUUCUGGGAGCAGAGGAAUACAAUGGACACGGAAAAGCUCCACUCCCCCCUCUUAGCCCCUCCCCAGAGAAUCUAAACCCUCCCGGGCCAACCCUAUCCCACCCAUUCCACCUACACCUGCCCCUCGUUAGAAUGGGCCACGCCUGUGUGGCGCCUCGUUCCAGGUGUGUGGAACCGACUGAGGAGAAUGAUGCGGACGAUGAGGGGGAGAUCUGGUACAACCCCAUCCCUGAGGAUGAGGAACCAGAGCUGCAUCACAGCCACAGACCCACUCCCACCCCCCAGGUCAGGCUGAUGGUUCAGACACGGCCCCAGGAUCCUCACGUCCCCCAGACCCAGAGGUGGCCCAGCAGGGGAGAGGAGGUUGGGGUCCUGCGGGCCCCGGAGGGAUGCAGCCCUAACCUGGAGGGUGUGGGGGAGAGCAUGGGUGGCGGAGGUGGAGAGCGUAGUCAGCAGGGGAUUGCCAUGCGGUGCAUGGGGCCGUCUCUACAUCUGCAAAGACAGAUGCUGCUCGCGUGCAAACCUCAGGAGUGGCCAACCAUUUCCAGCAGAGCCACAGCUACAGGUUGUUUCCCUGCAGCAGAAGCCCCUGACCUGGCCAUCCCUGACUUCCCGCCACCCUCAGGCCUCAACCCUGCCAAAAAGGGAAGCUCCCUCAACUGGUCAUUCCCGGACAGGAUCAAGUCUCCACGCACUGUCAGGAAACUCUCCAUGAAGAUGAAGAAGCUUCCAGAACUCAGCCGCAAGCUCAGCGUAAAAGGGACCCCUAGCAACAACAACAACAGCAGCUGCAACGGAGCCAGCGAGAGCAGCAUCUUAAAGACAAGGACCCAGUGUCCCCAAAACAAUUACGGGUCAGAACCAGGCCCAGCUCCUCCCAGGUUGUCCCCAAGGGGUGGGCAGGGGGCGGUGGCUAGCCAUAAUGUGAUCUCGAGGUAUCACCUGGACAGCAGUGUGUCGACGCAACAAAGCUACAGCAAGAAGAAGAAGAGCAGCGGGACCUCCAAGUCGGCUAGCAAGGGGGGCUACCUCAGUGACGGGGACUCCCCAGAACUGGUGACCAAGUCUGGGAAGCACGGGUCCUCAGAGGCCAAGGGAGGCAAUGGGAAGGAGAAAGACCCAGCCACUGGAGGAGGAGAGAGAACAGGAGCAGGAGGAGUAACAGGAGGAGGUGGCAACCCCAGGCUGCACGGCACAGAACUAGACAUUGACGCGUUCCGCCACUACGCCUUCACAGAACAGCCCAAGUGCACCCAAUACAUCUCGGGCCUGAUGAGCCUGCACUUCUACGGCGCCGAGGACCUCAAGCCACCACGCUUCGACUCCCGAGACGUCUACUGUGCCAUCCAGGUGGACUCGGUCAACAAGGCGCGCACUGCCCUGCUCACCUGUCGGACCACCUUCCUAGACAUGGACCACACCUUCAACAUUGAACUGGAGAACGCCCAGCACCUGAAACUAGUGGUGUUCAGCUGGGACCCCACACCCAAGAAGAACCGGGUGUGCUGUUACGGCACAGUGGUGUUACCGGCACUCUUCAGGGUGACCGGAAGUCAUCAGCUGGCGGUGAAGCUGGAGCCUCGAGGCCUGAUCUACGUGAAGCUGAACCUGAUGGAGCACUGGCAGAACUCCCUGGAUGGAGGCUACAAUGGGGACCGGGAGCCACAGAUGUUUGGGGUGGAGGCCUGGAGGGUGGUUGUGAGGGAAAACACAGGACUCAUGCUGCCCCUGCUCAUCGAGAAGUGCAUCACGGAGAUCGAGACGAGAGGCUGCCAGGUUGUGGGCCUCUACCGUCUGUGUGGCUCAACAGCAGUAAAGAAGGAGCUGCGGGAGGCCUUUGAGAGGGACAGCCUAGGAGUGGAGCUCUGUGAGAACACCUACCCUGACAUCAACGUCAUCACGGGUGUUCUGAAGGACUACCUGCGUGAGUUGCCCUACCCCCUUAUCACCAAGCACUUGUAUGAGACUGUGUUGGACUCUAUGGCUCAGAGACCUCUGCGUAUCGGAGCAGGAGGAUGUGAAAAUGACCCGGCAGACACAGAACACACCGUCAGUCUCCUGGAGAACCUGCCAGAGGUGGAGAGGUUCACCCUGCGGAGGCUGCUGGACCAUCUGAAGCUGGUGGCGUCACACCAUGAGGUCAACAAGAUGACGUGUCAGAACCUGGCGGUAUGCUUCGGCCCCGUGCUGCUCAGCCAACGCCAGGAGGCCAGCUGUCAUAGCAACCGGGUCUUCAUCGACUCGGAGGAGCUGGCCAGCGCCCUACACUUCAAGAAACAUAUCGAAGUGCUACACUACCUGCUGCAGUUAUGGCCAGUGAUGGACCCACGUGACAAGACCUCGUCCCCCAUCCCAGGGCCCCCCGGCCCAGCAGACCAGCUGGCCGUUCCCUCCCUGCGUCGGAGGAAGGAUCGCCCCCAGGUGCUGACCUUGAGCGAUGCAGAGAUGGCCGGGGUGCUGCGGCCCAGGCCGGGCCGUCUGGACAGCCCUAGCAACCGUUACGCCGGGGACUGGAGCCGCUGUGGACAGAGCUACUUCCCCCCUCCUCGGUCCCGGGAGGAAAAUGACUAUGCUGAUGUUCCUUCUGAGGAUAUGGAGGUCACUGAAGAGGAACUAGAGGGGGUAGAGGACAAGGGACAGGAAGGAGGAGAGGAGCAGGGACAGGAAUGGUUACUGGACAGGGGACAGGCAGAGCCAGCCACAGCCGAACAGGAGCCCCCGUUACCCGAGGAGGUGAUGGAAGGACCUGUAGAAGUGGAGAAAGAGGAGAGUGAAGCAGAGGAGAGGGAAGCAGAGAGGAGAGUUGAGGAGCGUGAUGGCUCCAGUGGUGGUCAGCCGUCAGACAACAGGGUGUGUGAUGAUGAUGAUGAUGAUGAUGAGCGCAUCCUGCCCCUCCACCUCCCCAAAGAGCACACGUACCAGGCCUACAUGAAGAUCCAGGACAUCAGCCCCGUGCUCAGCAACAAGGUCAACCUGCGAGACCUGCAGGAGAGCAUCGACACGCUUAUAGGCAACCUGGAGAGAGAACUCAACAAGAACAAGCUCAACGUCGGCUACUGACUCAAACGCGUGCCCCCAAUGGGG